AUGUGGCCUUUCACGUCGUCGUGCCUCGCCACGGCCGACGCCUGCUCGGCGCCCUCGCGCCGCGCCGUGACACUCUCGACGGUGGUGUCGCUGGCCCCAUUCGCGUGCUGCUUCGCGCUGGUGGCGAUACUGGCGGCGCGACACGUCUUCCCGCGGCUGGGCGCCGGCCACGACGCCUUCCGCGACGGUGAGGACCACGUCCUCCCUGCGCACGCACCCGCGUCACUGCGCCAGGCCCACGCCGAGCACGGCCGCAAGAGCUGGGCCAGAAGGGGCGCCGCCUGGGCGUUUGGCGCGACGGUCGGGCUGGCGGCCGCGCUGGGCAUGCUGAUACUCGCCGAGAUUGCGACAGCAGGCGCUGGCGCCUCGAAUGGGGGCGGAGGCGUGCACGGCAGGGAGCUGGCAAAGGGCGAGGCCGUCGUGGUGCCUGCGCUGCUGGCCAUGCUGGUGGCGGUGGUGCCGUGGAUGGAGUGUCGCGCGCUGGUGAGCGGCAUGGGCUGGAGCUUCCAGCGGACGAGCAAGGGCAGGGUCCCGAAGGUCGCGUGGGCGCUGCAGGCACUUCUGUUUGGCGGCUGGCUGUUUGCCUUUUGGUCCGUCGGCAGGGUCGUCCCCGAGUCUGCCGUCCGGCAGCAGCCGGUCAAGUCGCUUGCCAGGUCGACCAUUGGCCGGAUGCUGGGGCGCAAGGGUGAUGACGAUGAGGUCGGGUUUGUGGAGAUGCUGACGCGGGCGUGCCUCGAGCGCGUAGGGGUGGUGGGCAUCGCGCUCAUGGCGCUGCUGGCGGGCUUUGCCUCCGUGUCGGCCCCGUGGCACACCUUCAUCGACACGCCGGGGCGCAGAGGGCGGCCCGUGACCGAGGCCGAUGUCAACCGCAAGCAGGCCGGGCUGGAUGCAACGAGCGAGAUGCUCCUUACGAAGCGGCACCGGCUGCAGCAGCUGGAGCGCCGCGCCGCCGAGACGGCAGGCGCCACGUCGUCGACGUCGACAUCAUCGGGCGGGCUGGUCGGCAAGGUCAUGGGCGGCAUCAGCAUGAUGCGCGGAGUCGUGUCGGCGGAAGAGUCCGAGAUGCGCCAGCUGCGCGUCGAGAUUGCCGGGCUCGAAGACAUGGAGGCGAACCUGGCAUCUAACGUGGAGGUCAUCAAGGGCCACCGUGCGGCGGCACAGCGGGCGUCUACCGUCCUGGGCCGGCUGACGCUUAUUCCAGCGUACAUCUUCAGCGUGUACUGCGUGUACCGCGUGCUGGCGACGUGCCUGACGACGGCACGGCGGGCUUCUUCAUCAUGGUGGUCGGCCGGCUCUCUCUCCUCCUCGGCCGGCCACAACGCCGGGGACUAUCUGGACCCUGCGAGCGGCGGCAGCAGCUUCUCGAGCAGCGACCCGGUGAGCCGGUUCCUGGGCCUGCUGGCACGGCACUGGGACCCGCAGCUGGACCAGCUGGCGUGGGCACGGGCGGCGAGCUUCGCCCUGAGCGGCUUCAUGCUGGUGGCGUCGGCGCGGAGCGCGGCGCAGACGUUCCACCUCCUGGCGCGGUGGAUGCCCGCGGCGGUGCUGCGCCAGGCGCGCGCGCACCUGGCGCUGGCGACGGGCGAGGUGGCGGGCGCGUACGUGGUGUCGGCGGGCUGGCUGCUGAGGGGCCAGCUGCCGCGCGAGGCGGGCGGGCGGGGGCUCGAGGGCAUGCUCGGGGGCGGCGCCGCCUCGGUGCAGUCUGCGGGCGGCGGUGGUGGUGGUGGUGCAGGCGGAGGGCAGCACGGUCGGCAGCCGUCGCUGCGGCCGGGCUUCGUGGACGGCUGGUUCGAGGGCUGGUUCCUGCUGGGCGCGGGGGCGACGCUGCUGGGCGUGUGGGUGGCGAGGAGGGUGAGGGGGGGUGGUAGUGGUCCAGGGGGGUUGGGAGGCGAGGAGGACGAGUGGGAUGACUAUGGGGGGGAGGAGAUGGCGAAGCGGAGUGAUUGA
Purpureocillium lilacinum is the source of this 1947-nucleotide messenger RNA. RefSeq lists its product as uncharacterized. NCBI's taxonomy places the organism in Eukaryota, Fungi, Ascomycota, Sordariomycetes, Hypocreales, Ophiocordycipitaceae. Gene Ontology annotation, cellular component: membrane. The record is from RefSeq and is a predicted model, not a curated record.